AUGUUGGCAAACCAAAAAAUUCAGCCAAGUGCACCGGUGCCAGAUAUUGACACGCUGAUCAAGGCGAUGAUCCAGGAACUCCUUCCGAAAAGUGAGAAGGGGCAACAAGUCCACACCAACAUCACUUGGAAGCAACAAAUCCAAUUCAGCCAUCUCCGAUUGGAGACGGUCUCGAACUACCUCAAUCAUCCCCCCAAAGGUGUCACACAGGGGACGAUGAUUGAUCAACGUUUAGAAGAUCUCCAAUGGAAGUCUACUGCCUUCCGACAAAAACAUGCUCAACUGGUCAUUGCAAAGGACAAGGAACUCUUUGGCCAGGGUAAGCUCUAUAAAGAUAUUGUGAAGGCAAGGAUUCUCAUUCCAACCAUGCAAGAAGUUCAGGACGCCAUGCAACUUCCCAAGCCUUCUGCGCCUUCCCCUGUUGCCACCUAA
Messenger RNA from Puccinia triticina, 432 nucleotides. RefSeq lists its product as uncharacterized. Lineage: Eukaryota; Fungi; Basidiomycota; Pucciniomycetes; Pucciniales; Pucciniaceae. The transcript is spliced from 3 exons. The record is from RefSeq and is a predicted model, not a curated record. Bases 1 to 432 code for a protein of 143 amino acids.